GUGGAGGACGUGUUCUGCGAUGGCUGAGGUAGCCCCGGCUCCGGCGACGAAAGCGGCGGCGAGGAGAGCGGCGGGCGCCACCAAGGCGCGGAAGCCGGCCGGCCCCAGCGUGACGGAGCUGCUGAUGCAGGCGGUGACGGCUUCUAAGGAGCGCGGCGGCAUCUCCUUGGCCGCGCUGAAGAAAUCUCUGGCGGCGUCGGGCUACGACGUGGAGAAGAACAACAGCCGCGUCAAGCUGGGACUGAAGAGCCUGGUGACCAAAGGGACGCUGCUGCAGACGAAGGGCACGGGAGCCUCGGGUUCCUUCAAGCUCAACAAGAAGCAGGCCGACCCCAAGGACAAGGCGGCCCGCAAGAAGCAGCAGCAAUCGGCGGGGGCCAAAAACGCCAAGAAGCCCACCGGCGCCGCCAAGAAGGCGAAAAAGGCUCCGGUUGCCGCCGGGGCGAAGAAACCCGUCAAAAAGGCUGUCAAAAAGCCCACCUCACUGGUGGCCAAGAAGCCGAAAAGUCCCGCCAAACCCCUGAAGGCGAAGGCAAAAGCCAAGCCUAAGGCCGCCACGAAGGCCAAAGCCGCCCCUAAAAAGAAGUGAAGCGCCGGCCGGCUUUCGCUUCAACCCAACGGCUCUUUUAAGAGCCACCUCAAAAUGAUCUCGGGAAAGAGUUGAGCCAUUGCGGACCGGUGUGAAGACUAUAAACAUCCUUCGGUUUGGUUUUGGAGGGAAAUACUGGCGAGGGGAAAGAACGGGGAAGGUAGCGUGGCCGAGCGGUCUAAGGCGCUGGAUUAAGGCUCCAGUCUCUUCGGAGGCGUGGGUUCGAAUCCCACCGCUGCCAGGAAUUUUUUUUUUAAAAACCAUCCCAAUGCAUCUUAACUUUUUUAUUUGUACAUCUAAUAGGACUUUUAAAACUUUUGGAGACCAAAACGGAAGGGCGUUGCUUUAUAUCUUAAAUUUAAAAGGAACCCCAUUUUUUCCCCCAGGAGAGUAUCAGUAGAUGACUAGAUGACCUCCAGGAUCCCUUUUCCAACUAGUUACUGUAGGAAGCCUCAACUUCCACCCAAAGCAAAAAAAUGUAAACCGUCAUCCCUUGCGUAGCCUAAUGCCGACGAGGAUGGGAUUCGAACCCACGCGUGCAGAGCACAAUGGAUUAGCAGUCCAUCGCCUUAACCACUCGGCCACCUCGUCGUUCUGCGUGUUCAGUCCUGGGGUUUUCUCCUGCCCAAGUAUAGAGUAAAAAAUAACUAAAUCCCACUUUUAUGUGUAUUAAAAUAAAAGCGUUGCAUACUG
Messenger RNA from Ahaetulla prasina, 1282 nucleotides. Its product is annotated as histone H1-like. Gene Ontology annotation, biological process: negative regulation of DNA recombination; nucleosome assembly; chromosome condensation. Gene Ontology annotation, cellular component: nucleosome; nucleus. The coding region runs from base 20 to 589 and encodes 189 amino acids. The record is from RefSeq and is a predicted model, not a curated record. Gene Ontology annotation, molecular function: double-stranded DNA binding; structural constituent of chromatin; nucleosomal DNA binding. The transcript has a single exon. Lineage: Eukaryota; Metazoa; Chordata; Lepidosauria; Squamata; Colubridae.